AUGAUACCGAAACUAUCCCAGUUCUCAUCCACUUUCAGCACAGCACCCUCACACUUUACAACAUUCUGGCGCGAACCGCAUCGACAAGCGGCCAAGGACAUCCGUAAAAGAUGGCGGCGCUGUGCACUUUGGAUACUUCUCGCAGCAUGGCUUGCACUCUUGUUGUUUGCCUUUGCUGUACUAAUAGCGCCAACUUCCAGCGUUGAUUCUGGAUCUCAACCAGCUUGUUUACCCGACGAUUCUUUUGCGCUGGACCCAUCAAAGUUUCGAUUCUUCAGCAAAUCUGGCUUCUUCCAGAUUACAUUGGGAUUUGGGCAUAUGAACUUCACAGAGGUGAAAACUAUAGACAUUGCCUGGGACAUCCUAGUCGGUCGCGGUGGGCAAGCUCUCGUCGCGUAUAUCUCCUGGCGCGUCUUCGCCCAGUAUGUUACAACAUCCAUGGAAGUCACGCCUGUCACGUUUGGGACAUAUCGAACGAUCUUUCUCCCGAACGGCGGCCUUCUCGUUUCUACUCUGUGUAUGAUCCGUGAUUUCGUGAGACGUCACGGGCUACAUUCGAAGAUAGCCAUGGUCUUCAUGGUAUGCACCAUGACUUUCACCUUCGUGUACCCGACCAUCGCCAGUGCAAUGACGGGUUAUAGCGCGAACGUUGAUGCUUUUAUCCAAACAACAGGGGGUGAAUACGUUCCAUUCAACGCAUUCAGCUUCGCAUACUUUGUCAUCCAUGACGGUUCGCGGAUCGGUUUAGAAGACGAUCAUAUUGCACUAGAUAAAGAUCCUGAAAAGAGUAAUUACCAGUACCUAAACAGGUUUGAACCAGUGAUUCCGUCGCUCGGCUUGCUUGAUGGGAGGUUCGGCACGUGCCAUUACAAUCGGAGUUCGAGUAUCGACAGGGAGUUUAGAAGUACGACCUGUGAGUUGCAGCGCAACGUAUCUAGGUAUGCUGCAGAAUAUGGCUUCAACAGAGGAGACAAGAUAAAUUCUACCUUUGGAGGACAACUUCUGCCGCCGCCUACACUUAACAUCUCAGCGCCAUCUCUGGUUAGGACCACGGAGUAUGAAGACUAUCCUUAUGCUUCUUACGAAGACCGCUUGUUUAGAGUCACUAACGACCCAUCGCAAAUGCUAUGGGCAUACGAUAACAAGACGUACGAUUUCAAUUACCUACAAGGGAAUGGAAAGUGUCAGGCUGCACUGGACUACAAAUGGGGAUUCUCAUACAUCCAACUAUUCAUUAUGGUGAUCUUCCACAUAGUUUGGACUCUUGGACUUUUCACCAUGUGGAUCAGAGCCUGCAUGGUUAUGAAGAAACGAGGGCGGGGCAGAGAAGACGUCGCAGGAGAAAACAAAGCUGUCUUUGAACUUGCAGCCGCGAUGCGAGAGCAAAUGAACGAACCUACAAAAGAAGAAGGCGAUGAUGUGUCUGCAUUGACCGAAGCAAAGCUACGACGACGCAUUACGAAAGACCUACGUGGAGGAUCCAUCUCAUACACUACUCCAUUACUUCCCAACGGGGAGAGCGGCGAGAAGUGGAAUGCCACAGCUUGGAUGAAGAGCCAUAAGUUGAGCAUCAUUGCGAUGAUCGUAUGCGUUGUGGCGAUGAUGAUCAAUGUGUUUGUUUGGAUACCGGACGACACCGGUACCAUCGCCCUACUUCCAUUACCCACCGUGUUGAUCGCCGCUUUGUACAUCGGGUCAACCAGGGCAAGUCGCGUCGUUUUGUUUGCCUGGAUCUUCAUCCUUGUCGUCAUCCCGAUGCAGAUUACUGUAUCUAUAGCUACAGCAAAGUAG
Messenger RNA from Alternaria burnsii, 1791 nucleotides. RefSeq lists its product as uncharacterized. The record is from RefSeq and is a predicted model, not a curated record. NCBI's taxonomy places the organism in Eukaryota, Fungi, Ascomycota, Dothideomycetes, Pleosporales, Pleosporaceae. The coding region runs from base 1 to 1791 and encodes 596 amino acids. The transcript has 5 exons.